AUGUCAGCCUGUGCACGAAACUCCAGGCCCGAACUCAGCGGCAUCCCAGGCGACCCUCAAACAACAAAGAGCAAAGUGCUCGAGACUGGCGCAUCCAUGGUCCAAAACUUCACGCCCGUCAAGCAAAUUUGUGCCCAUCUAAAUGCAUUUCACGUCUACGCCAACGAUCCGACCAGAUGCGUCGAAGCAAACCACUACUGCGCACAUCUUACAGAGGACGUCCGCCAAUGCCUAAUCUACGACUCACCAGAAACCAACGCCCGUCUCAUUGGCGUUGAAUACAUGGUCACACCGCGCAUCUUCAGGACCCUACCCACCGAAGAACGCAAGCUUUGGCACACGCACGAAUAUGAAGUGAAGAGCGGAAUGCUCAUUAUGCCGGCGCCAGUCGGAGCGGCAGCCCCGGCCUGGGACGUGGCCGAGACGGCUGAGAUGGAGGAUAUUGUGCCGCUGUACGGUAAGACGUAUCAUAUGUGGCAGGUUGAUCGGGGAGAUGUUGUGCCUAUGGGACCGCCGCAGUUGAUGGGGAGUUUCACGUCGCCUGAGAGCGUGGAGAGGGCGAAGGAGGGAGGCUUAGAUGCGCUGGUGAAGGAGAGGGAUGAGCGGUUUGGUGCGAAUUAUCGGGAGAAGGCGAGGAAGAGGGAGGGGAUUGCUACUGUUAAGAAGGAUCCAGAUGCCGAUUCGAUGUGCAAGGGCUCUAAAGAGAAAGAUCAAUAG
Messenger RNA from Penicillium argentinense, 717 nucleotides. Its product is annotated as OBAP family protein. The coding region runs from base 1 to 717 and encodes 238 amino acids. Lineage: Eukaryota; Fungi; Ascomycota; Eurotiomycetes; Eurotiales; Aspergillaceae. The transcript is spliced from 3 exons. The record is from RefSeq and is a predicted model, not a curated record.